AGCACGAAGGCUCGUUUUUUCUUCGGGUCAUGGCAGUUGCCCAAGGUAACUGGCCAUGGUGGGCCGCUGCCAAGAGGAGCUUCGGACCUUCAUGCAGUGCCUGAUGCUGCCGCCGCCGCCCGGGCCGUCAUCAAAGCCGCAGUCGAAGUCGUGCAGAAGUCUGCCCCGCGCCCACUUGCGGCUGGACCUGCCCUUCGACCAGGCGUUGCAGGAGCUCACGGCACGCUUGGCGAUUGAGGGAAAAGUUGCGCCAUCGCCAUCGAUGGCGCCGAAGCCGCCGCCUCCGGCGUCGCCGAGCGGGAGCUUCGGAGGCAGCGCUUUGGAGGCCAAGAGGCGGCCGGGCAGCAGCAGCCAAGCCCGGCCCCGCGGAGGCCCGGUGCAGCUGAAGCGCGCGCGGAGCACCGGCCGCCUGCCGAUCUCCAAGCGCGGUGUUCCCGAAGGUCGGCUGCUGAACAACCCCUUCGGCCAGUGGCCACACACGCCCCCGAAGCUGUACGGCACGCCGGGGGCCGGUCUCAGCGCCAGCCAGCCGCUGCGCGAAGCUUGGAGCUCAGCAGAGGAGGUGCCAGAAGGUGCCCCAAGCGCAGAGGCAGCGGAUGGAACCCCAGACGUGGACGAGUUGCAGCGCCUGGACUCAAGGCAGUCGAAGCGCUCAUCCAGCAGAGGCAGAAGCAAGCCCCGCAGCGAGUCCCGCGGCUGCAGCAAGCGGAUUUUGGACGGCGCAAGCGGCUCGCGCCGUGGGAGCGACUACUCCGACCGCGCUUCGGGAUUCUCCAGAAGAGGCAGUAAGAACAGUGCCUCAAAGAGGAGCAGCGCCAGCUUCUUCGGUGAGGAUAUGCCCGUCACCAAAGGUGAUGCGUGGCAGGCGGCGCAGGUGCAGGAGGUCCCGAACCGCGCCAAGGACUUCGGUGAGCAGUCACUCUCCGAAACGAUUGGCCUCCCGCUGGAGGUGGUGAAGCAGGCGGCGGAGUGCUACAAGAACCACGUGGUGGAUCUCGAGCCGCGCGAUCGGCCCGACUUGUGGCGAUUGAAGCAGUCGGACUUCCAGAAGGUCUUGUGCGAGCUUUGCUCCGUGAAGGACGUGUCGGAGCUCCCUUCCUCCUUUGUGUCGAAGGCCUUUCAUCUGGCGGACAUGACCCGUAGCAACGACUUGGACCUCCAGGAGUUUGUGACCUGGUAUGCCACCUUCAGCUUCUCAGAGGAGCUGCUCUUGGGGAAGUCCACUAAGUCCAUCCGCGACGUGGCCCGAAGGUUGGGCAUCAACCUGCUGGACAUCGAGCGCUACAAGCGGGUCUUCGAUAGCUUCGACCAGGACAAGAGCGGGGUCAUCGAGAUGCCGGAAUUCCGGAUGAUGCUGCACAGGCUGCUGAAGGUGCCGAACGGCCACCACCUGCCGGUGAGUCAGGUGAAGAGCUUCUGGAACAUGGCGGACAGUGAUGGCAAUGGCAAAAUCGACUUCCCCGAGUUCUGCGAGUUCUACCUGCGCGUCUUCAGCCGGCCGGGGGAGGACUUCCAGCUCAGCGACAUGUAUAGCAUCCGAAAGGUCUCGGUGAAGCGCUCCGUGUGACCGAAAUUGGACGCGACGGGCUUCAGGUGUCGAGCUCCUGAGAGAGAGCUCAGCCCACGGCAGUGGAGCAAAGAGCUGGCCUCGUUGCGUGCUGAGUGUGUUGCUUAGGACAUCCCCUUGAAAUUUUGGUCUCUUGCAACGCCUGGA
Molecule: messenger RNA, 1714 nt
Organism: Effrenium voratum
Lineage: Eukaryota; Dinophyceae; Suessiales; Symbiodiniaceae
Source: the annotation of a GenBank genome assembly